Ceutorhynchus assimilis (cabbage seed weevil) is the source of this 1518-nucleotide messenger RNA. The record is from the annotation of a GenBank genome assembly. Lineage: Eukaryota; Metazoa; Arthropoda; Insecta; Coleoptera; Curculionidae.
AGCUGUGUGCUUCAAGCACGGUGCAGCACAGUGUUCUGUGUUUGAAACGCAAAAGUUAGCAAGUCUCGAAGCGCAGUACGGCUGGAACACGAUCACGCGCUUGAAGCAUUUGCCCGAGGUGCCCUAGAGUGCGCCGUGGUGUUGCCAAAUUUCUUAGGCGCGGUUGUUGGUUGUUUUACCCUGGGACACGAAAAGUUGUAGAGAAAAAGUGAGGAAAUAUUCGUUAGUUAUCAGCCUCCGAAAUGCGUGUCACUCAAAUCCUCUUCAAGCAACAUAUAGGAUGGCAUUUCAAAAAACAUUGGCUUGUCCAGGGCAAAAGGAAAGUGGUGGAAACUGGAGCCGAGAAAAUUUUGAGACAGAAAGGCAUCGUCGUUAAAGACCCCACUGAGUUUUUACGCGAAAAAAUUCCAUUUGAAAAAUUUGAAGUUGUUGGUUUCAAAGAUAAACCAGUACCGUUAGACGAAACCCAUCCAAACUGGCACGAGAGGUCUCUGCUAACAUUCAAAGAUAAUAAUGUAUUGCUCGAAGGACUAAAGCAAGCGAAAAUUCUCACUAAUACAGUACAAAUUGAAGAAGGCCUACCUGAGAAGUACCAGUUGCAAGAUAUACCUAAGGAAUUUAAUAGGAGGGUAAAGAAAAUUAUUUUAAGCGCAAACAUAUUUGAUGCUGAACAGAAAAAAUUGCCAAUAGUUAAAGAUCCUGCAAGGCCUGCUUUUACUUUUCCUAGAGAUUAUGGAGUUACUCAGAACAGAGUAUUUAAACUGUUGGUGAGUAAGCUUUUGAACCUGAUAGAAACUUCUUCAGAUCUUGAUAUGGUCAGACAACGUUACUUUGCAGAUAAUGUUUAUUUUUCAUAUCCAUUUGAAAGAAACGGAGAUCUUAUUCAGUUUGAAUUAGUAGGAGACACAGUAUUGCUUUCAGAAAAACCUCUGAGCCCCAUAACAGAAAAAAGUACCAACGAAUUUGAACUUCCUGAUAUUUUUCCAAUUAAACCUACCCUUACAUUAAACCAGGAGAAUAUUUAUGUUGUGGAAAAUAAUUAUCCUAUCAACAAAAAUGCUCCCAAAUAUUAUCCACAUACUUUAUUCAUAAACUUCGAUAAGGAAAGCGUGAAAAAUUUGUUUGAAGAAGAAGUAACAGAAGAGCAAAUACAUGGAAGGAGUUUGCUGAAAACAUUCACAGCAGCCGCUUCUCAUGCCAGAGCCAGAUUUGGGAAUGAUGUCAAAAAGUUGCCAACUCCAAUAACGUUGCAGUCGGUACAAACCGACGGAAAAAACUUUUAUUUUGGAGUGCUCCAAUUGAAUAAUUUGGAUGUUGAGGGCUCAGAACUGAAGAAUAUUUGGUACCAAAUUCCUUCUAUGCCAUUAUUUCAUAAAUGCGCCUAUGAAUUGGGUAAACCUAUACUUGGAGGGUAUAAUAAAAAUGUUGUGAAACAUUUAAUUUCUUUUUACAAUAAUGUUUGAUGUUUUAUAGUUUUAAGUUGUUGAUUUUGUAUAAUAAACUAAUAAAUUUUAAUAA